AUGUGCGGCAAGAGACGCUCUCCUCAUCACCUGUUGUUUGUGCUGUCGAUCUUGUUUCUCUGCGAGAUCAGAUGUCAACCUCCCCAUCAACUCUUGGGCGUCGAGCCAGACGCACCGCCCUCCCUGCUAAAGAAAGCCUACAGGAAGAAGUGCCUCGAGCUUCAUCCCGAUAAGCAUAAGUCACCGGAGAAGAAGGCCUGGGCGGCGGAGAAGUUCAUUGCGCUGAGCAAGGCGUAUGAGGCCCUCCUAGACGAGGCUCGGGACGACAGUUGGACGAGCCGGCAAUCAUCACAGUAUCGGCAAGCAGAGCGAGAGAGAACGGAGAGAAUGAGCCGCGAGAAGAAGGAGCAUCUGAUGCGAGAGCGAUCAGAGCACAUGCGAAGAGAGCAGGAGAAGCGCUCAAAACGAAGUGAAAUGAACAACCGAGCCAGCCAGCGAGCAAGAGAGCAAGCAAGGGAGCGCGAGGCAAACUAUGCAUGGUAUGACGUUGAAGCUGAUACAGCGAGGAAUGGAGAGCUUUACCACAGUGAAAGAGACAAGAAGACAGUGAAAGAUCUCCUAGUGAACAUGACAAACACUUCUUUGAUCUCCUACACCAUGACCGUUCAAAGAUCCUUCGUGGGACUUGCUCACAACUCGACGCAUCUCUUCGUGGUGGAAGUUGCGGACAUCGAGCGGAUUCGUUUCUCUUCGAUGACAAUUCCUCUCAAAGAGAUGUCGUCAGUGAUCUCAGGCGAAGGAGGUCGAUACCUCAAGAUCAAGACAGGAGGCAGCAGCGAACAACUUUCAUUCCUCAACAUUGCCGUCCAAGACUACAACAUUGAGGAACUCUCGAGGUUCAUGGCGAGCCUGGAGAAGCACAGCAUGGCGUGUAGAGAAUCGACUCCAGGGAGUGAGGAUGGGAACCCUCAACAAGCGUCGCAGAAGCAGGCAGAGGAGCAGGAGCGGGAGUCUUCGGCGAGCAGAGAGCCAGGAGAGGAGAAAGAGGAAGAGCAGCCGACUCUUGCGUUGGUGGACGAUGGAACGAGUGCGUUGAGCGACGCCUAUGUCCGACUCUCCUCCAUCGACCAACUCGAAAUCCUGGCGCUGACCGAGUCGCACAUCCUUCAUGUCUGGCUGCCCCUGCCGGACGAGCAGGGCGGUAGAGCUCAGGUCUUCCGCGCUCCUCUCCCCUACAUCAAGAACGUCAGGAGCACGUCGACAGGAGGACUGCUCGUGGAGAUCCGAGGGGACUGGGAGCCGAUCGAGCUGGAGGCCGUUCGCUAUCCCAUCGCGGAGCUCCGAGAGUUCUUCGAGUCCCUUCACCUCGCAGUUGAGAACUCAAGAAGUGCGAUGAGUGGAGGAUGCGAUGAGAACCAUCAUGACACGUUGGCAGACUCGAGGAAGAAGUUGCCGUACGUGGGAGAUGUUCCUCGACCGCAACAACCCACUCUCCCUGUCGAGAACUUUGACAGUUCACCUGAAGCUGGACGGCGCGAUGUUCCUUCUCAGAAUGAGAUGAAGAGCGAGGACAGUGGCGAUGGUGACAGUAAGGAAGAUGUCAGCAACGAGAGGUCAAACUCGGAAAGUUCGGUUCCUCCGGAGGAGAUCAUGAAUCAAACGACAUCAGAGGAGAAGACGGAAGAAGAGAGUCGUGAAGUCCUCGGGAACGAGACUGAGGAAUGCAAGUUUGAGGAUGAGACGGGCAUGGCUGAUGAGGAGGUGAUGUCUUUCAGUUCAAAGGAUGGAUCAACUCAGGUAGUCCUCAGCUCCUGGCACUUGAAGGCUGUCAAGGAUGGACGAAGGUCGACGAUAAGAGGAAGGCUGGAGGAAGCAAGGGUGACUCGCAACUUCGAGGGAGACUUGUGGAUCGAAUUCCAGGAAUCUCCUACUAUUCAUUUCAACUUUCUCUCGUUCAAUUCCGCCGAUCUGUCGAAACUUUUCGAACUCCUGUACCUCAAGUGCGUCUCAUCGGGACGAUCGCCGACCUUCACCUCCCGCCACGUCACCUUCACCAUCGGCAACGAUCGGGGGGUCGACGCAGAGGAGGCCAGACAUCACGAGGAUUCGCAGCAGUUUGCGGCUGGUCAGGACGAGCUGGGCAGUGAGGGCGGCGAGCAGGCUGACGAGGUCGGGUCGCUGAACUGGAGGCUGCACAUCCUGGAGUCCGAGCUCAACAUCGGAUCAGAGGAUGGGGAGGACGAGCUUGUAGCUCCGCACUCAGAUGGGGAGGGGAUGGAACCAGCAGGGCAUGCCAACCACUCAGCCUCCGAGGCUCAGUCCCGGCACUCGGAUGAGCAAGCUGGCGGCGACUCGGAAGUUCCUCCUCCUCCUCCUGUAUGACUCAGUGACUGUACGGGCAUGCCUCAGUGCCGUCGAGGCAGCCCGGGCCCGGGUUGACGGGAGUCGGGAUUGGCUGCUGAGUCGUUCGAGGCGGCCCAGCCGGGCACUGCAACUUUAAUUCUUUCCUCGACCUAACGGGGGAUCAGCAUUAGAGCGGAAGGAGGCCUUCAUUACUGUC
This is a messenger RNA of Guillardia theta CCMP2712, 2500 nucleotides long. RefSeq lists its product as hypothetical. Bases 1 to 2322 code for a protein of 773 amino acids. The transcript has 17 exons. Lineage: Eukaryota; Cryptophyceae; Pyrenomonadales; Geminigeraceae. The record is from RefSeq and is a predicted model, not a curated record.